AUGGCAUCUUCGAUUACUUCCAUUGGAACUCAGGAAUCUGAAGAACUUUGUUUCCUUGAGGCAUACGAAGAGGUGGCUCCUACAAAAACGAAGGAGCAGUUGAUUGAAGAACAACUGCAAGAAUUGUACAAUUACCAAUUCACAGUUCCUGAACUCCCCGAAGAUGAUCCUUCUGGGAAAUUGGCCUACUUGGAUGCGUGCGAAAAGCUGCAUAAAGAGUCAUUCAUGAAAUUUCCAACCCGAAGUGUUGCACGAAGAAUCUGCGAUGGAAAAGAAUCACUUGACCUCAGUUUUUUUGGACUCAAAAAAAAAGGCAGCAUCGCUUUGUCUGCUGCUCUACGUGUUAAUCUCUCUAUCAAGACUCUCUCUCUUGUUGGAAAUCAUAUAACACCUGCAGGGGCAAUGGAAAUAGCGCGAUCACUAUCAGAGUCAAGAACUGUGACUUUGCUGGAUUUUGGUCAGAACAAGUUGGGAGCUCGGGACCCAGGAGAAACGGUUCGGGGUGGCGCAGUAGUGGCGGAACUACUUCGAGCCGGUAAUGUAUUGAAAACAUUGUCACUACGUGACAAUGGGUUAAGCGAUCAGCAUAUUGCAGAGUUUGUUGAGGUUGCAAUAGACAACACGGAGUUGAAUUCUCUUGACCUUAGCUUUAACAAAAUUGGUUACCUUGGUGCAAUUGAUGUUGCCCAAAUUCUUUCUCGUAAUGGAGACCUACGUGAAAUUAAUCUAGAGUGGAAUCAAUUUCAAACAAUGGGAAGUUGCCAUAUUCUCAAAGAGGGGCUGUUAAUGAAUAACACAAUCAAGCGCUUCAACUUAAGCUCAGAUGGUUUGGACGACAACUGUGCGCAACUUGUGGGUCGAAUUAUUGGUGAAAACGCCAUUGAGGAAAUUAUUAUAGCGCAUAAUAGAAUUGGUCCUAUUGGCGCUGAAGCUAUCGCAAAGGGUUUGUUGGCUACCUCCGCACUCACCACUCUUAUUUUAGAUGACAACCCCCUCCAAACUGAGGGAUGUUCUGCGCUUAUUCGUGUUGCCGCAGAGGCCAGUUCCCUUAAGCAUCUCAGCAUGCAACAAUGUCGGUGUAUUGUCGAUUUGUUACUGGACGCGGAAAGGUUGACGAAGGAAGCUCGACAAGACAUUGUUAUUUUGAUAUCUGAGGACUGCUGUGCCAAAGAAGGGAUGUAG
Molecule: messenger RNA, 1182 nt
Organism: Trypanosoma cruzi
Lineage: Eukaryota; Euglenozoa; Kinetoplastea; Trypanosomatida; Trypanosomatidae
Exons: 1
Coding region: 1-1182 (393 amino acids)
Biological process (GO): nucleocytoplasmic transport; activation of GTPase activity
Cellular component (GO): nucleus; cytosol; perinuclear region of cytoplasm
Molecular function (GO): GTPase activator activity; small GTPase binding
Source: RefSeq, a predicted model, not a curated record